AUGGCCGCGGCAGCGCUGGGGCCCGGGGACGUCCCGGAGCUGUUCCGUUGCAUCCAGCAGGUGUGCGGGUUCGACGACGCGGCCCGCAAGGAUGCCGAACGUGUGCUGUCGAGCCUGGAGGGGCGCCCCGGGUACUGCUCCUGCCUCCUGGAGCUCGCCUCGCGCACGGACGACCGGCAGGUCCGGUGGAUAUCGAUCAUCCAGCUCAAGAACAUCAUAGCGCGCCACUGGAAGCCGCGCCAGCACGCCGGGGGUCUGUCGAAGGACGAGAAGGCGCACGUGCGCGCCGGGCUGAUGACGCUGGCGCGGGAGCCCGACAGUCAGGUCGCGGUGCAGGUUGCGCUGGCCAUCGCGAAGAUCGCGCGGUCGGACUACCCGCGGGAGUGGCCGUCGCUGUUCCACGACCUCAGCGCCGCGCUCGAGCAGGCGAACGCGGCGCACGACCACCUCGCCGAGCGCCGCGUCCACCUCGUCCUGCACCACGCUCUGAAGGAGCUAGCUUCAAAACGGCUCGGUCCCGAUCAGCGCGCGUUCCACGCGCUGUCCGCCGAGCUCCUGCCGUCGCUGUGGCCCAUGUGGGGCGCCGCGACCGCGCAGCUCCUCGGCGCGCUCCCGGAGGCGCUCCAAGACGCGUCGCGGGCCGGGCACGCCAUCUCGUGGAUGGAGCGGUGGCUCCUGCUGCUAAAAAUAGUGCACCGGCUGCUCGUCGCGGGCUUCCCCGCGGACGCGAAGACGCGGCAGGAGGUCGCGAUGGUCCCCGCGUGCGUCCCCGAGCUGCUCGCGGCGACCGAGGCGCUGCUGGCACGCAGGCGCGGCACCGCUGGCGGGAACGCGACGCCGGGCGGCGCGGGGGUGUCGCGGCAGCCCGCGGUCCUGAAGCUCGCGACAAUGGUCGACCGGGGGGUGUAUAAGCUGAGCAAGAUCAUGCGGGAUCUCGUCGAGGUGCACCCGUGGAGUCUGCGACUUCACGGCGGGCUGGCCAAGGUGCUGGCGCACGCGUACGAGCGCGUGCUGGCGGGGCGCCCCGCGGGCACGGCGUCCGGGUCGAGCGGGCCGCAGGAGCGCGCGCUCGUGAUGUGCCUCCUCGUGCUGCACGGCGCGGUGACCGCCAAGGCGUACGCCGUCGACGACGGCAAGCGGUUGGGCGCGGGGUCCGCCGGCGCAGACGACGCGGCGCGCGUGGCGGGGAUGCGCGCGGACGCGAUGGCCCAGAUCACGGGCUUCCUGACUCAGGAACGCAAAGUCGGACUGCUGACGGCGCUGGUGCACGGGUACCUCCCGCUGACGCGGGCGGACCGGGAGGCGCUCGAGGACGAUCCGGAGCAGUUCCACGCGGACGGGGACGCCGGGGAGUGGCGGGAAUCGCUCCGGCCGUGCGCGGAGUCGCUGUUCUUGAAGCUGCUGGAGAGCGACAGGGCGGCGCUGGCGCCCGUGGUGGUCGAGAUGCUGCGCGCGGUGUCCGCGGAGGCGACGCCCGCGCAGCUUGAGGCCGCGGCGGCCGGCGGGAGCGGGCGCGGCGCGGACCACGCCCGGGAGGUCGAGCAGCUGGUCGCGCGGAGAGAGGGGGUGUAUAGCGCUGUCGGGUGGGGCGCGCACGAGCUCCACGACUACAUCGACGUGCGCGCGUGGAUGGACGCGUCUCUGCUGCGCGAGGCUGCGCUCCCGGGCGCCACGCUGCGCCCGCUGCGCCGCCGGGCGGUCAUCGUCAUCGGGCAGUGGGUCGGCAAGCUCGACGGCGACAUGCGCCCGGGGGUGUACUCGGUGCUGAUCGCGGCGCUGAGCUCGGGCGACCCGGCGAUCUCGCUGGCGGCGGUGGCGGCGCUGCGGGCGAUCAUCGACGACUUUGGUUUCGAACAGGACCAGUUCUCUCCGUUCGUUGCGCCGUGCCUGUCGGCGCUGCUGUCGAGCAUGCAGACCUUCGCGCGCUUCGACGCGCAGGUGCAGGCGUUCGCGCUGAUCUGCCUCGUCAUCGAGCGGCAGGGGGAGGACAUCCGCCCGCACGCCGGGGGACUGUUGGAAAUGCUCCCCCAGGUGUGGGCCGAGGCCGACGGCCAGCCGCUGCUGCGCAUGCAGGUCCUCGUCGCGCUCGGGCGCCUCGUGAGCGCGCUCGGACCGGCGUCGGGCCAGGCGCUGCCGGUCGUGCUGCCCCUGCUGCGCGUCGCGCUGGACGUGACCAACGACGCGUCGCUCUCGCUGGUCGAGGACGGGCUGCUGCUGUGGCUCCUGUGCCUGCGCACGGCGAUGCAGCCGUCCUGGGAGCUCCUGGACGUCUUCCCGGCGCUCCGCGGCGUCGCGGAGUCCAGCACGGAGCACGUGCACCUGGCGUGUCAGUGCAUGCAGUCCUGCGUGCUCAUGGGCGGCGCCGCGUUCCUGCGCAAGCACGGCGGGACGCUCGCUGCGAUUCUCGACGGCCUCAUGGCCUCCGUCAACGAGCGCGGGCUCCUCUUCGUCGUGCCGGUCAUCGAGCUCGUCGUCAAGUGCUUCCCUGACGACGGCCCGGCGCUGCUCGAAGCGCCGCUCAUGCGCGCCCUCAGCUCGCUGCUCAAGUCGCCGGAGUCCACGCUCGCCGCGAACGCCAUCGUCGGCCUCUUCGCGCGCAUCGCUUCGCACGACCCCGGCGCUGUGCUUGCGCUGGUUGACCACGCAGCGCGGUCGGGCCUCCAGGCGCCGCCGAUGCCCGGCGGCGGCGCUGCGCCCACGCUGCUCGGCGCGCUGCUGGACGCGUGGACGGAGUCGUUCGACUGUUUGUCCUCGGGGUCGUCCAGGAAGCUGUCGGCGCUGGGGCUGUGCUCGCUGCUGGCGGACCCCCCCGGGGACGUGUUGCAGCGCGUGGCGGAGGUGUCGGCGUGCGUGACGUCCGCGUACGUGCAGACGGAGCAGCAGAAGGCCGGGGACGAGGCGGACUUCGGGUACGAUUCGAUGGGUGCGGGGGCCAUGUGGGACAUGGGAGGGGGGGGUGUUUUGGGGGCGCUCGACGCGGGGCAGGAGGCGGAGGGGGAGUUCCAGCGGCGCAAGGCGGUGACGGAGUCGGACCCGGUGCUGACGAUGAAGGUGUCGGAGAGGUGCCGCGCGGCGCUGCAGGCGGGGCUGGCGGGGCCGCGCGGGGACGCGCUGCGGGCGGCGUUCCAGGGGAUGGACGCGGCGCUCGCGCAGCAGAUGCACGAAAUCGUGCAGGGCGGAUGA
This is a messenger RNA of Pedinophyceae sp. YPF-701, 3183 nucleotides long. The record is from the annotation of a GenBank genome assembly. NCBI's taxonomy places the organism in Eukaryota, Viridiplantae, Chlorophyta, Pedinophyceae.